AUGAGAUACACCGAUAAAGUCUGUGAUUGGUACUUGGAGUAUGCUGCAGUGAACAUCCUAUCGGUGAAGGUAUCAUCAUUGGAUGUUGAUUUCCCCAUCAACGUGUAUGGCACUGUUAUUGCCAGAGACAACAUUGAUUGCAAGUGUAUUUAUCUCUUCCAUCGCGAAAAAGAUCAUUGUCAGCUCAUCACCUCUAAGGUGCAUGGAUCAAUCAUUGAUCUUGACUGGCCCAAAAGAGCACUUGGGUUGCUAGAUGAUGCGUAUGUUGAGAUUGAUUUGAAGAUCACGGAUGAUCAAGGGCAGGAGGAGGAAGAACUUAGUAAAGGAUUCGUGACGAUCAGGGGCAUAGCAGGUCGAUAUUUGGACAAAAGCAUUGUUGAAAGUAAAGAUCUUGCUACCAGGCUCAGUACCAUGGAGGUGAAGUAUGCAGUUGUGCACGAGGCAGUGGAGGCUACUAUUUCAAUUGAAGUCACAGAAGGGGAGUUUUCUGGUAAAAUCACUGCUUCAGCCACCGGUAGUAGGCUGAAUGUUGUGCUUCAUGAUAGUGAAGUGGCUGGUGUGAUGAACGCUGGCAAUGGUAAAGGUGAUAUGCAACUCAUGCGAUCAGUUGUAUCUGUCUCUCUGGAGGAGGAUCUAAGGAUCUGUUAG
Setaria italica (foxtail millet) is the source of this 648-nucleotide messenger RNA. RefSeq lists its product as uncharacterized. The coding region runs from base 1 to 648 and encodes 215 amino acids. The record is from RefSeq and is a predicted model, not a curated record. NCBI's taxonomy places the organism in Eukaryota, Viridiplantae, Streptophyta, Magnoliopsida, Poales, Poaceae. The transcript is spliced from 3 exons.